Anolis sagrei ordinatus is the source of this 3512-nucleotide messenger RNA. It is a transcript of the gene SP2, whose product is annotated as Sp2 transcription factor. NCBI's taxonomy places the organism in Eukaryota, Metazoa, Chordata, Lepidosauria, Squamata, Anolidae. The record is from RefSeq and is a predicted model, not a curated record. Gene Ontology annotation, molecular function: DNA-binding transcription factor activity, RNA polymerase II-specific; RNA polymerase II cis-regulatory region sequence-specific DNA binding. Gene Ontology annotation, biological process: regulation of transcription by RNA polymerase II.
GGCGGGCCUUGCAGGGCGGUGCCCGGGCUGCUGAGGAGGAGGAAGAUGGCGCCGUGAGGGGGGUCCGAGCUGCUGCCGCCUCCUCUUCCCCGCCGUACCAGCCUCUGAUCUUUCCUAGAGGUGGGGAGCAGGGGUGUCCUUACAGAUGUUGUCUUGGACUGCAGAUUCCAUCAGCCUGACCAGCAUAGCCAAUGACCCAGAGGACAGUAUGGCUGCCACUGCUACUGUAAGCCCCAGUGAAUAUUUACAACCUGCUGCUUCAACAGCUCAGGAUUCUCAGCCAUCUCCACUCGCCCUCCUUGCUGCCACAUGUAGUAAAAUUGGUCCUCCAGCUGUUGAAGCAGCCGUUGCCUCUCCUGCCCCUCCUCAGCCUGCCCCUCGAAAACUGGUCCCCAUCAAGCCUGCUCCACUUCCACUGAGUUCCAACAAGAACAGCAUUGGGAUCUUGUCUUCGAAAGGGAACCUCUUCCAGAUCCAGGGCUCUCAACUUGGGACCUCAUAUCCUGGGGGGCAGUUAGUGUUUACCAUCCAGAACCCAGCUGUAAUCAACAAAGGGGCCCACUCCCCUGCCAACAUCCAGUACCAGGCAGUUCCACAGAUACAAACAACAUCGGGGCAGACUAUUCAAGUCCAGCAGAACUUGGGCAACCAAAUACAGAUUAUUCCAAGUUCCAUCCCUACUUCCUCUUCUUUAUCGUCUUCCUCCUCCUCUUCUUCAACUCAUAAGCCUGUGCCAAUCAAACCAGCACCAGCUCACAAGACCCCGGCCUCUGCUGUCCAUAGCCCCACUAACGUUGUCAAGUUAACCGGCACCAGUGGGAACGUCACCCUUACACUGCCAGUGAGUAAUCUGGUCACAGCUGGAGAGACUAACAGCCAGACUCAGAUUGUCCCAGACAGCCCCUCAAAACCAAGCAAAAAGGCCCGUAAGAAGGCGGUGUCAUCAGCCCAGACAGCUUCGAUGGCUGUGACUGAGCAAGUGGAGACAGUCUUGAUAGAGACCACAGCUGAAAAUAUCAUCCAGGCAGGGAACAAUCUGUUGAUUGUGCAGAGCCCUGGGUCUGGCCAGCCAGCAGUGGUCCAACAGGUACAAGUGGUCCAACCCAAGCAAGAACCACAGGUUGUUCAGAUCCCCCAACAAGCUCUGCGGGUGGUCCAGGCGGCCUCAGCCACGCUCCCCACAGUUCCCCAGAAGUCCCCACAAAACUUCCAGAUCCAGACAAGUGAGCCCGUCCCCACUCAGGUGUACUUCAAGACACCUUCUGGUGAGCUGCAAACAAUGUUGCUCCAAGAAGGCCCUGGCAUUACUGUGGCCCCUUCCCCCACUGCUUCCUCCAUCACCUCCUGCAGCAGUCCUGCACCUCGCUGUUCCCAAACAGGAGGCAGUACCAAAAAGACAGGGGCUCGCAAAGAGCGUGCCCUGCCAAAGAUCGCUCCUGCUGGGGGCAUCAUCAGCCUCAAUGCUGCUCAGCUCGCCGCAGCUGCUCAGGCCAUGCAGACCAUCAGCAUCAAUGGAGUUCAGGUUCAAGGCGUUCCCGUCACUAUCACCAACACAGGAGGCCAACAGCAGCUGACAGUGCAAAAUGUCUCAGGCAACAACCUGACUAUCAGUGGCCUGAGCCCCACUCAGAUCCAAUUGCAGAUGGAGCAGGCACUCUUGGGAGAGCUGCAGCCAGGAGAGAAGAGACGGCGAAUGGCUUGUACCUGCCCCAAUUGCAAGGACGGGGAGAAAAGGUUGGGUGACCAGGGUAAGAAGAGGCAUAUCUGCCAUGUUCCUGAAUGUGGCAAGACCUUCCGCAAGACCUCUCUGCUGCGGGCUCAUGUGCGCCUACACACAGGGGAGCGCCCUUUUGUGUGCAACUGGGUCCUUUGUGGGAAGCGGUUCACACGCAGUGAUGAGCUGCAACGGCACGCCCGGACACAUACAGGUGACAAACGUUUUGAGUGCGCUCAGUGCCAAAAGCGCUUCAUUAGAAGUGAUCAUCUGACGAAGCACUAUAAAACCCACCUGGUCACCAAGAACUUGUAGGGUUGGAUGCAACCAGGAAAAGUGGGGGAGCAGUAGGGGUGGUAAUAACCCCUUCAUGUGGGCGAUGGGAAUCUCCACAAGGAGAGCAAAAUGCCUAAGAAACACUCCUCAUUGGGACAAUGGCAUCUGUGCAGGGAACUGGUUAACAGCCACUGUUCCUUGGCUCAGACGACCUCUACUCCUUUGGAACUUCUUCGAAGGAUCAUCAGACGCUGUGGCUUCAGCUCAGAAUGAAGGCAACUAUCUGGGACCUAAAAUCAGCACAAAGCCGAGCAGUGAUCAGGGGAUGAAACAGCUAGGCACGAAGCCCAUCUACCCACUGGCCUCAGGAGCUUGAAAAGCGAACUCCCUGUUCUGCUACACCCAGGGGCUUCCUUGUGCCCUUGAUAGUAGCACCAGUGAACUGUAGAUCCCACUCAAAAUUCUGCUUCCCUCUUCCCAUCCGCUGCCCCCAUGUGCUUGUGAAGCUUUUGAAUGGGGGACCAGGAAACCACCUGAAAACGGGACUCUCAGUCCUCCAAGCACAUUCCUACUUUAUAUUUAAAAAAUAUAAAUAUAUAUAUAAAUAUAUAUCUCUAUAUUAAAAAGAACCUACUUAGGAAACCUUUUUUUUCUACAGAGAAUGUUGCCUUAUAUUUCCCCCCAGUUUCAAAUUAUGUAUUGUGAGCAAUUUUUUAAUUUAAUUGUGUGUAUGUGUUUUUUUUUUAAAGCCCAAAGUCUCUGCGAAUGCAAGGCCCUGUCCCCCAACAGUGCCAUUGUCAGGUCAUGCUUUGUGUACGCCCAGGACUUUCUAGGAUGUGUGUGGCAGAAGCACUUUGCUCAGGAGAGUAAUGGAUGUCCAUUUGUGAACAGCAACCCUUGUCUGUAGUUACUAGAGUUGCUGGAUCAUAGCUGUGGGCCCUCGGCAAGGCAGCCACAAAUAAAACAGAAGGAUGAACUUAUACAAAUUGUAUCAGGAAGCUAUGUGGCUUCAUGUGCAAUUCUGCACUGCUUGGUUCAGCAGCUUUCUGUGCACAUCGUGGAACAGCUCCAAAUGUAAAACCAGAUUGCUUUCACUGAAUUAGAGCAAUAUGCCACUAUCCUUUUCGGGAUUGUACUUAACAGGCCCUGGUAAAAUCAGGUGAUGGUGUGUGUGCUAAAAUACAAGCAUUUUUUACCAUCAAAAAUUGAGUUCAUUCCUUCUUUCAUCCCAGAUCCUUCGUUGGGGUUUUUUWAAAAAAMAAUUUCUAGGCAAACUGGUGUUUUCCUUCCCCUCACCUUUCUCCUUUAAUUUUUUUGUUCUCUURGAUUUCUUUUUCUAGGCAAACUGGUGUUUUCCUUCCUAUCGCCCUUCUUCUUUAAAGUACUUCCUAUCACCCCCCCCCCCCAUGUAUUAUAGUGUAUAUUGUAUCAUAGACUAUAUAUUGCAUUAUGUGUUUCCUACAUGUUUCAAAAACAUAAGGCUUGUUAUUUUUGAGCUUUUAAAUUAAAAAAAUCCACUUUA